Nanorana parkeri is the source of this 1584-nucleotide messenger RNA. RefSeq names its product UTP18, small subunit processome component (gene UTP18). Gene Ontology annotation, biological process: rRNA processing. Bases 1 to 1566 code for a protein of 521 amino acids. The transcript has 13 exons. Gene Ontology annotation, cellular component: Pwp2p-containing subcomplex of 90S preribosome; small-subunit processome. NCBI's taxonomy places the organism in Eukaryota, Metazoa, Chordata, Amphibia, Anura, Dicroglossidae. The record is from RefSeq and is a predicted model, not a curated record. Gene Ontology annotation, molecular function: protein binding.
AUGGAGUCUGCGGAGGGCGAAAAUGCCACGGAGGAGACUUCUCGUCGGAGGAAAAGGCAGCGAGGUAAUUCCAACCAGAAAAAAGUCUCCGGAGAGGAGGAGCUGAGGGCGAGAAACCUGAAGAUUCUCCAAGAGAAGCCGGCUGUAGAGAAAUGUCUGGAGGACUUGGUCUUUGGUGGCGAGGAUGAAUUUGUGGAACGGCUUAUGGGCGAUGCAAAGACCAGACCUGAUGCCAGUGCAGAUCUUCUGGAGAGUGACUCCGACGAUGAACACCUAAAGGAAACCGUAUCAGCCAAGAAGCCAGCUUGGGUUGAUGAAGAUGAUGAGCUGGAUGAAAGCGUCGAGAUGACCCAUCGUUAUCGGAAAGACAUCAUGAAGAGUCAAGCGGAGAAGACACUUAGCCAAAAAAAGCUUCACACAAGACUCCAAGAAGAGUUCCAGAAGGCAAUGGGCGGUGUUCCUUCAUGGGCGUCCACUGACUCCAAGAAAAGAGUUUCCAAAGAAGAUGACGAUGACAGCGAAGAUGAGGAUGAAGAUAACUUGCUGCGUAAAACUGGAAAUUUGUUGGCGAAGUCCACUUCACUUCUGAAGGGUGUCCUGGAGAUGAAGCCAUGCUUGAAUGCUAAUCAUGAACGUCCGUGUACAGGGCCACUCACAACAGUACAGUUUCAUCCUUCUGCACAAGUUGUAAUGACGGCCGGCCUUGAUCGAUCAGUGUCGCUGUUUCAGGUUGAUGGCAAAUUAAAUCCCAAGAUACAAAGCAUCUAUUUGGAAAGAUUUCCGGUUUUCAAGGCUCGGUUUAGCACUGAUGGGGAACAAGUGAUCGCCACUGGGCUGCGGCAAAAAAUGUUUUACGUCUACGACAUGAUAGGAGGCGGCAUUAUACCUGUACCUAGAAUAAGAGGCUUGGAGGAAAAAUGCGUUCAAGAGUUUGAAGUGUCUCCAAAUGGAGCAUACCUGCUGCUUAAUGGGUCUUCCGGCUAUAUACAUCUACUGUCUAUGAAGACUAAAGAGCUGAUUGGAAGUAUGAAGAUGAACGCAUCAGCUGUAAAAGCUUCCUUCACAGCAGACAGCAGUAAAAUCUUCUCAAGUUCAAGUGACGGCGACGUGUAUGUUUGGGAUGUGAAAAGCAGACGCUGCCUCAACCGGUUUCAGGAUGAUGGUAGCUUGUGCGAAACGUCUUUGGCACUGUCAAAGGAUGGGCGCUAUGUCUCUUGUGGCUCCAGCUCCGGGGUGGUGAACAUAUACAACUUCGAUGACUGUCUGCAAGCCAAAAACCCCAAACCGAUGAAAUCCAUCAUGAAUCUGGUGACAACCGCCUCGUCGCAGGUGUUCAAUCCUCAGACUGAAAUCUUAGCAGUGGCCUCUCACACAAUGGACGAUGCUGUCAAAUUAGUUCACAUUCCCUCCUUCACAGUAUUUGCAAACUUUCCGGUACAAGGCAAGCGGAAAAGGAUUCACCUGGCCCGCUCGAUGGAUUUCUCCCCGCACAGCGGCUUCUUCUCCAUCGCAAACAACAAAGGUGACGCUUUACUGUACAGGUUGAAGCAUUACUCUGAUUUUUAACAACAGAAAUAUAAUGGU